This is a messenger RNA of Trichechus manatus latirostris (Florida manatee), 2400 nucleotides long. RefSeq names its product tyrosine kinase non receptor 1 (gene TNK1). Gene Ontology annotation, biological process: protein phosphorylation. Gene Ontology annotation, molecular function: protein binding; protein tyrosine kinase activity; ATP binding. The coding region runs from base 1 to 1995 and encodes 664 amino acids. The record is from RefSeq and is a predicted model, not a curated record. The transcript is spliced from 12 exons. NCBI's taxonomy places the organism in Eukaryota, Metazoa, Chordata, Mammalia, Sirenia, Trichechidae.
AUGCUCCCUGAGGUGAGCUCCUUGUGGCUGCUGCAACUGCUCCGGGACAUCCAGCUGGCCCAGUUUUAUCGACCCAUUCUUGAGGAGCUUAAUGUCACUCGACCAGAGCACUUCAACUUUGUAAGGCCUGAGGACCUGGAUGGCAUUGGCAUGGGCCGGCCUGCUCAGCGCAGACUGGCUGAAGCUCUAAAGAGGCACCGCUCUGGGCUCAAGUCCAAGAACUGGGUCUACAAGAUCCUUGGGGGUUUUGCCGCUGAGCAGGAGACCACCCCACCCUCAGACAGCCUUCCGUGCCUCCUUGAAGCGGAGGGGGGACACAAGUGUCUGAUCCCAGAGGGUGCUGUGCGCAGAGGGGAGCUGCUGGGCUCCGGCUGCUUUGGUGUGGUACAUCGAGGACUAUGGGUGCUGCCCAGUGGCCAGAGCCUUCCAGUGGCUGUCAAGUCUCUCCGGGUGGGUCCCAAAGGCCCCGUGGGCACCGAGCUGGGGGACUUCCUGCGAGAGGUGUCAGUCAUGAUGAACUUGGAGCACCCACACGUACUGCGUCUGCACGGACUUGUACUGGGCCAGCCCCUGCAGAUGGUGAUGGAGCUGGCGCCACUGGGCUCCCUGCACGCGCGCCUGACCGCCCCGGCCCCUACACCCCCACUGCCUGUGUCCCUGCUCUGCCUCUUCCUGCGGCAGCUGGCGGGGGCCAUGGCAUACAUGGGGGCCCGCGGGCUGGUGCACCGGGACCUUGCUACGCGCAACCUGCUGCUGGCCACACCGCGCACCAUUAAGGUGGCGGAUUUCGGGCUGGUGCGGCCGCUGACUGGCGCCCGGGGGCGCUACGUCAUGGGCGGGCCACGCCCCAUCCCCUAUGCCUGGUGUGCCCCAGAGAGCCUGCGCCAAGGAGCCUUCUCUUCUGCAUCAGACGUGUGGAUGUUUGGGGUGACGCUGUGGGAGAUGUUCUCUGGGGGUGAGGAGCCCUGGGCCGGCGUCCCACCCUACCUCAUCCUGCAGCGGCUGGAGAAGGACCAUGCCCGGCUGCCUAGGCCUCCGCUCUGCUCCAGGGCCCUCUACGCCCUCGCCCUGCGCUGCUGGGCGCCACACCCUGCCGACCGGCCUGGCUUUUCCCAUCUGGAGGGGCUGCUCCAAGAGGCCCAGCCUCCUGAGGGACGCUGUGUGAGGGAUGUUAAGGAGCCAGGUUCCCUGAGGAUGGAGGUCGGUGACCCCAUCACCGUCAUCGAGGGCAGCCCCUCUUCCCACAGCCCUGACUCCACCACCUGGAAGGGCCAGAACGGCCAAACGCUCAAAGUGGGCAGCUUCCCUGCCUCCGCAGUGACGCUGGCAGAUUGGCCAGCCACCCGCCCAGUCCACAGAGGCUCCCCUGCCCGGGGGGAGAGAAACCGGGGAAUCAACGAUGGGGACAGAACAAAGGUGAAGCUUCAAGAUCUGCCUCCAGCAUGGUACCAGAGAAGGAACAUGCCUCUGCCCAAGAUGAAAGGCAUCUCCAAGAGCCUUGAGUCGGUUCUGUCCCUGGGCCCUCGUCUCACAGGAGGUGGUUCAAGUCCCCCUGAACUUCGACAUGCCAGAGCUGUGCCCGAGGGACCCCCAUUUCUGCCACCCCGCGAACCCUUUGCCUCCAGCUCUCCCUCUCAGGUCAGCCAGCCCCCUAGGGAGCGGCCGCCCUGGCCCAAAAGAGAACCGCCCCCUAGUCACCCCAUGGGAGCACCUGGAGCCAGCAAAGCCACUGGGCCCUCUGGAGGCUUCCUUCCUGACCCCGAGUUGCAGAGGAGGGUUAUGGAGGUGGAGCUGAGCGUGCAUGGAGUCACCCACCAGGAGUGUCAGGCAGCACUAAGAGCCACUGGGGGAGAUGUGGUUUCCGCCAUUCGGAACCUCAAGGUAGAUCAGCUCUUCCACCUGAGCAGCCGCUCCAGGGCUGACUGCUGGCGCAUCCUGGAGCAUUACCAGUGGGACCUCUCAGCUGCCAGCCGCUAUGUCCUGGCGCGGCACUGAGCUCUGCUCCCUUAGGAAAGGACCCCAGUGUGGAAAGCCUGGGACCCCUGGCACCCAGCCAUGUGGGGUCAAGCAGAGCAAGGUCCUGGCAGAGGCAGAGUUUCCCACCCGGAGCUAUCUGCUGCAGGCAGGUACAGGAGCCCAGAGUCAGCACCAACCAGUGCCUCCUCUCUACCCUGCCCCGUGGCCUCUGAGGGCUCAGGCUUCCUUGGCUGGCCACAGCAGGAUCUAGUCGACUCUGCCCACAAUAUUGCCAAACAAGAGGACUUGAAGAACAGAGCUGCCACACAUCAUAUCCAGAGAAAGCUGCUACUUACUACAUAGAAUGGUCAAGUGGCCAUGGUGGAGCAUGGGAACAGCCAUCAUCUACCACUGGACUCUGCGGGAGCAGCCAUCUUGGAUGAU